Diversispora eburnea is the source of this 257-nucleotide messenger RNA. The record is from the annotation of a GenBank genome assembly. Lineage: Eukaryota; Fungi; Glomeromycota; Glomeromycetes; Diversisporales; Diversisporaceae.
UCGAAGACAAUCACCCUAUCCCACUUUAACCCAUGAUGAAAUUAACAUUAAUACAAACAAUCCUGAUGUGAAAAAUCCUGAACAAAAUAUUGGUUGUACCAGCUCCACUGAGACAUCAUCUCUUCAACCACCACCUUAUGAGGCUACAAAUGAAGCACAAAAUCAGAGUCAAGACGAUUUCAAUAAUUUAUCAUCUAAUUUAUCAAAUCUGCUCUUGUUACGAAAUGAAAGUGAUGUCAGUAUGCAUGAUGUAGUAG